CAACAUGCAACAGUACUUUGGUGGACUGAGAGAGGUGACUGGAUGUACUCUGAGAAACCUCAUUGCUUAUUGCACUUGAGGGAAUACGCUUUAGGGGCAUGUUUGAUUUCUGAACGCCAGAAAGUGUUACCUUCAGCUCUAUCUGGAGAAGAGCCCUUCCCUGAGGGUCUUCAGUGGCUUCUGUUAAAUGGAAAGGUGCCAACUGUCAAGACUCAAAAGAGUUGGCUCAUCGUGCGGCUGUGCCAGGAUAUAAGCGCCACUUCUAUACCAUGCAAGCCUCAGGAAAAUAAACCAUUUCCGAGGAUCGAUGCAGAGGUCAACAAGAACAAGAUCGCAUAUGUGAGAGCCAAUUAUAUUGCUUUAAAAUCAGCAAGCUCUUCACUCCAUAGCUCCAGCUAUUGCCUCCACCACAAACAAGUUACUCAACAUCUGCCAUAAAUUUUAAAGGAAAAUACCCAAUAUCCAUCAUAGAUUAUCAU
Camelina sativa (false flax) is the source of this 479-nucleotide messenger RNA. The record is from RefSeq and is a predicted model, not a curated record. Lineage: Eukaryota; Viridiplantae; Streptophyta; Magnoliopsida; Brassicales; Brassicaceae.